This is a messenger RNA of Pararge aegeria (speckled wood butterfly), 1959 nucleotides long. RefSeq names its product glutathione S-transferase 1-like. The transcript is spliced from 6 exons. NCBI's taxonomy places the organism in Eukaryota, Metazoa, Arthropoda, Insecta, Lepidoptera, Nymphalidae. The record is from RefSeq and is a predicted model, not a curated record. The coding region runs from base 1267 to 1953 and encodes 228 amino acids. Gene Ontology annotation, biological process: glutathione metabolic process. Gene Ontology annotation, molecular function: glutathione transferase activity.
CCUACAUAUUGUUAGGGUGCAAAGACGUACCCCUUUUAUGGGGGAAUCCCACAUAACCUCAACAUGGGUUGGAAUUAGCCUUAAACCUUUUCCACCAAUUAAAAAAAAAGGAUGCAAAGGCGGCCUUAAGUCCUUAUUUUAAUUUUAAUAUGUAUUCUUUUUUGUUUCUAAAUCUUAUAUAACUUAUAUACCGACUAGAAGUUUCCCGAUUUCGCCCGCUUUUAUUUUCAGUUUGUAAAAAACCCGCAGGAGCCAGGAUGCAAACUAUUUUUGUGCAAAAUUUCACUAAGAUUAGUUUAGCGUUCAAUCUUUGGGAACUUUUACCAGCAGAUAGUACAGUUCAACAGUUGAGCCGAAAAUAGGUAACAAACAACACAGACAAACUUUCGCAUUUAUAAUAUUAUUAUGUAUGAUUGUCUAAAUUAAACUGAAAAGCAAAUAUACCCAAAGUAACUGUUUAUUUAAUAGAUUAGAUUAAUAUUUUAUCAAGAUUAUGUUAAUUAUUUUAUUUGUUAAGCUUAUUUACUUUAUUCUACUUCUUUUAUGUAGUUACUCAUUAAUAUAAUAAUUGUUUUUAUUACUGGAAUGUACAUUAACACCCGCGACUUUAUCCGCACUUAGUUCUGAACUACUUGCAGUGUUACCCCUGUUGAAUAAGUCGGAAGGAAGCAUAUUUGGUGUGAAAAUACGAAUUUUGCUUUUAACAGCUCUUGGAAAUUUAAUACAAACGGUUACCACGGGAUUUGUAAAAAACUAAUAAAUGCGGGGCAAAGCUAGUUUGCUAUAAUUCCAAAUUCAAAUGACAAAAUCAUAUGAGCUAAUCUAAUAAAUAAGAAACGACUCUUACGAAAUCACAGACCAGACAGACAUUCCAAGUUUAAUAAUUAUUUUUAUAGUUACAUAUAGAUAAUAAUAUAUCACGUAUAAAUUCGCCCUUGAUAGGAGCACAAUUUUCUUUAUCAACAAUCGUAUACUGUAAUUUGGUACCUCAGUAUUAAGUGUUAACUGAUCAGAUAUGUACACAAAUAUUUGACAGACAUAUCACAAAUCUAUCUAGCAAGAUUUCUAUGUAUAGGUAUAUAGUUUUCAUAUUUUGUUAUUGUCUUAUCAUCGACGGAGUGUAUCACAGAUAUGUAAGUGAAAAAACCUAAGUAUAUAAUUUGCGAUACCAUCUACGUGUGUAUUGUCAUAGUAUAUUUAUUUAUUUGCUGAGGAUAAUUUGUUUUUUCUUAUUUUAGUUGAGGUGUUUAUUAUAUACCAGUAAAUAUGGCUAAACAAGGUUGGCCACGACUAAUUCUAUACAAGAACCCCGCUAGCCCGCCUUCCUGUGCGGUUAUGAUAUUAGGAGAUAUCCUGGGACUUACAUUCGACUACAAAGAACCGGAACUGAGAAAACGAGAACACAAGAGUGCAGAGUUUAAAAAGAUAAAUCCAAUGGGAACAAUUCCUGUUCUGCAAGAUGACGACUUCAUUGUGUCUGAAAGUCACGCAAUAAUGAAAUACCUCCUAAACAAGUACGGAGGGGCUUUACAAGAGAAGUUGUACCCAAGCGAGCCGCGACAGCAGGCGAAAGUUGAUCAGUGUCUCUUCUUCGAGGCGGGCGUACUGUUUCCCAGGCUGAAGGCUGUGGCGCUACCCUCAUUCUUUCACGGCCUUGCGGGACCCACAUCCCAGCACUUAGAGGACAUUGAAGAAGCGUACUCAGUUGUAGAGGCGUAUUUGAAUGGAGAUCGGUACAUCGCUGGCGAUCGCAUUACCAUCGCUGACCUAUCACUCGGCACCACUAUUAGCGCUGCGGAAGCUAUACUAGAGCUGGAUAAGAAAAAAUUUCCCCUAAGUGUCGCGUGGCUGUCCAGAUUGCAAGAAGAAGAUUGUUUCAAGGAGAUUAACAACCCUGGUGCGGCGUUGUUUACAAAGCUGUUGCAUAUGAGUUGGCAAAAAAAUAAAAAUUAACUUUCA